AUGUCGGACUCGGGGAUACAAGACGGCAAGCCUAUGGUUGAAAACCAGCACGAGAUUGAUCAUGACCGCGAGCAUGAUGAGGAGCAGGAACAAGGAACUGAGAUGUCAGCGACCGAGGAGGAAGAAAUCACUGCCAUGAAGCGCCGUGUGGCAGAGAUGGAAGAGGAGGCUAAGAAGCUCCGCGAGAUGCAGGCGACCUUGGAGCAGCAGUCUGCGGAGCUUGCAGAUGACAAGGAGUCAAUCGAUGCGCGCAGCAUCUUUGUCGGCAAUGUCGACUACUCCGCCUCCCCUGAGGAUAUUCAGGGUCAUUUCCAGAGCUGUGGUUCCAUCAACCGGGUCACCAUCCUGCUUGAUAAGUUUACUGGGCAACCAAAGGGCUAUGCCUACGUCGAGUUCACCGAGCCCAGCCUAGUCGCGCAAGCUCUCGUUCUCAACGAGAGCAUGUUCAAGGGUCGCAGCAUCAAGGUUACCCCAAAGCGCACCAAUGUUCCCGGCAUGAGCCGUGGUCGUGGUCGCGGCGGAUUCCGCGGUGGCCGAGGCAGCUUCCAGGGUCGAGGCGGCUUCCCUAGAGGAGGUGGUUAUCGUGGUGGCUACCGCGGUCGUGGACGAGGCUUUGCCCCCUACUAGGAGCAGGGUCGCGCAUUGCCUAUUGGACAUGGACAACGACCCGAUCAGCCCAAGCCUUUCGAGAUCGAGGUUGAAGAUCCUUUCGGGCUUGAUAAUAAGCCUUACUGGCCCGGGUUUGAUAACUAAUUGUGCGGUUACUGUGUCGGGUAUUUCUUUUUUCCUCUGUUCAGGGUUGCAGUCAUAAGGAGAAGGGUGCGUUUAACAAGGACAAGAUGAUGCAUGUCAUCCAUCAAUCAGAUAAGAUGGGAAAUCACAACCCUCAGCGACGCUGAGGAAGGGAACCGGAGUUUUAGGUCUUUACUUACUUAUAUUUUAUCUUAUCAAAAUUACAAUGGAGCUGGUUCGCAG
Molecule: messenger RNA, 975 nt
Organism: Fusarium graminearum PH-1
Lineage: Eukaryota; Fungi; Ascomycota; Sordariomycetes; Hypocreales; Nectriaceae
Product: polyadenylate-binding protein 2
Exons: 3
Coding region: 1-627 (208 amino acids)
Molecular function (GO): RNA binding
Source: RefSeq, a predicted model, not a curated record